CUGGGCGUCUGUUGAGGCAAAUGGGUUCCUCCUCGAAGGCCGGGAAGGGAAGGAAAUGCGAGCUUAGCGAUUACAUACUCAUCCUUCAACGGCGCCUUCACGAGGCUCUCUCACUCGGAAUCAAAAAUUUCAGAUGAAGAAAAUAAUCUUUUCUAUCGAUAACUUGCUGAUAUGAGAUUGGGGUAUCUUAUCAUCUGAUUUUGUGGUAACAAAAUGAGGAAAUGGCAGUGCAUGGAUGCUGAAAUACAGGCGCAUGCUCUUAAAACGAUGGCUGCAUUUAUCAAUUGUUUGUCUUUCUCUCUACUACAGCAUCCUCUUAUAAAGGAUUCCAUUUUUGAUAUGCUGGUAGCUCUGGAAGGGAUUCUACAAGCAGAAAAUGAGAGAAUGUUGAACCUGGCUGGUGAUGUGACCCUGCAGUUAGUUAAGAGCUUAGGGAAAUCCAUUUGCCAAUAUCCUAUGUUGGAGGUUAUUAUUUCUUUAUCACACUUGUUGUCAUUAUGUCGAUUACCCGUUGCAAUCUCAUCUGCAGUUGCAUUGAACUACAUCCUGACAAACCUAGGGCCAGUGAGAGGCAAAAGUCACGAGGAAGUUUGGAAUGUUUUGAAGAAAGCUGGCACAGUUGGCAAUCUUAUCCUUGCAUUUCAAGAUUCUGAAGAUCGAUUUCAAUCACCUGAGUAUUUCACAGAGAUGACAUCUCUUCUCAAGACCAUUCUGUGGAGGUGGCCUCUCUCUAGAUAUCAUGUAUGGAAUAACACUAGGUUGUUGGCCAAGCUAGGAGAUAAUUGUGCAAACCCUGAUACAUCAGUUGUAGUUUCUGUCCUGGAGCUAUUCUCUGUGCUAGCUCUAUGUGGUAAUGGGGCAGUGAAGCUUCUUGAAAGGAAAGAGCUACUUUUUCAGGUUGUGCAAAGCAUGGGAAAGAUGCGUGAUUACAGUGUUAGAGUGAAGGCUUUAACACUUCUUCAACGUCUAACUGGCUCUGCAAAAGGAUGCACUAUGGUAACCACUUCAUAUUGUGAACCUGUUAUCAGAGGAAUCAUUGAUGCAAUGGGUGAAUGGAGGUCAUCAAAUUCGAAGAAGAUACCUACCGAUCAGAUGGCCUUAGUAAUGGAAGCAUGUCGCUCUGCAUUACUAACUUGUUGGGCUGGGAAUCAUCAUUCAUGUUUUUGGAAUCAUGAUAUCCAUGUAAUCCUUCUUAAUAUUAUUCUUGGCAAUUGCAGCACUAUUUAUCUAACUCAUUUGGCACCCUCAUCGCAAGAGUUAAUAGCUCGAGUAAAUGAUUAUGUUACAAAUGCAAGACCCUAUGUGUGGGAUAUACUCGGAAAUUUGGUGGUACGUUAUGAAGAAGAUUUUCUUCCUAGAGCUCGAGGAAACUUGUGCUACCUGAAUCUUCUUAUUUCUUGUGCAUGCUCAGUGGCUGCAGAUUUGAUGCAGAAAUGUUGCAAUUCAUCAUCUUCCUAUACGUCUGAGUUGGAACCUGUAUUAAGGGCAGUUUCACUGAUGGUCUUUUCAUCGUCCAAAUACAUUCAACGACAAGCAAGGCACUGUCUGUCAGAUAUGGUGGGACCUUUUGGUGAUGCCUAUUUGAAGUGCAUUCUAGCUUCCCUCCAACUAAAUGCUACUGGACAAGUCUCAUUAUUGUCUGAAAGUCUUCGUGCUGUUAAUAACCUUAUGAGUUUGGCAUGCUAUUCAACUUUACCUCUGUAUCAAAAGCUCAUUGUCAAUAGUGAAGGUAUAAAGAUAUUGUCUGGCAUUAUUAAGAUGUGCUUAAAUAGUGAUAUACAUGUUAGUAGGUCUAGUGUUGCUUCUCAUCUGCGUAGUAGUUCUGAUGGAAAAACAUGCUGUUGGAGCCAUGUGGAAGACUGGGAAGGUGAAGACAUUCUUUUAUUCUAUAGUCUCCAGACACUUUCUCAGUUGAUAGAGUUCUCCAAUCUCUCGUGCAAUCACCAUAAGUUAACAUCCGGUGAGAUUGUUAUUUGCACAAUGUGUGAACAUUGUGAAUCUCAAGAUUUAAUUAAUAUUCUUCAGUAUAUCUCAAGUAACAUCUUUGGAUCUGGUCCUCAAUGGUACAGUGCACACAUUUUGAGUUUCUUUGGAUUUUAUGGUUUUCCAAGCAAGAUUGGCAGAAAGAUGGAGAGAGCACUUCACGAGGAUGUACUUGCUGAUUUGGAAUUGUUACUCUCAAAUGGUCAAUCUCUUACAGUCCAUGGAGCCAUUCUUGCAGCUAGGUGCCCAUAUUUGCUACCUCCUAAAGAAUCUUUUCAGAAGGAGAAAACCUGGGGUGAUGGAUCUUCCAAAGAGCAAGAGAGUAGGAAGGAUAAGGGAAGAUCAAGACAUGAAGUUCGAAUGUCCGAUCGUGUUGAUAGUGGUGCUUUAAAGAAGAUCUUGGAAUAUGUUUAUACAGGAUUUAUUCAUGUGGAUGAUGACCUUGUGAAGCCGUUAAAAGUUCUUGCCAAGUGUUGUGGUUUGAGGUCUCUAUCAGACAUGCUUCACCGAAAGUUGCCAAAAUGGGGCACAAGUAGUCCCAGUUGCAUCUUCAAUGGGGCACUGGAACCAACUGGACAUUUGUUAUCAGAUGUCAUUUUGGAAGCCAGGGCAGCUGAAGGAAUGAUCUGGAGUUGUACUUUGUGCCAAUCUUCAUCACCACACAAGCAUGCACACAAAAUUGUAUUGUAUUCUGGUAGUGAUUAUCUACGCGCAUUAUUCCAAUCAGGGAUGCAUGACAGCCAUUCACAGAUCAUCAAAGUUCCUGUUGGCUGGGAAGCGUUGGUUAAAUUAGUCAGCUGGUUUUAUUUAGGAGAGUUGCCCAGUAUUAGUAUUGAUUGUAUAUGGAGCAAUAUGGAUGCAGAGCAGCAGUUCCAUGAGCUGCAGGCAUAUGUAGAGCUUUCUUCACUUGCAGAAUUUUGGUGCUUAGAAGAUGUCGGAGAACAGAGCUUGAAAGUGGUGGUUUCAUGCCUGAAGUCAGACAAAAGAUCUUCAGUUGAGAUUAUUAGCUUUGCUGCAAGCAUUGGUCAGUGGAAAAUAGUUGAAGCUGGUGUCAACAGCAUUGCCCCUCUAUAUCCUAAGCUGCUUGAUGCUGGUGAACUUGAGGAUCUAGAUGAAGAGGUACUUGACAUGUUACGAUCAGGAUAUGUCUGCUAUUCCCAGGGGAGUUGUAAUUGGAGUGAUUGAAGAUCAUCCUAUUAUUUUGUAGCUAAUAGUUCUUCACAUCUUGCUAGAGAAGUGACCUCAGUUGGCACAAGUUUUGUAGCUUUUGGAGACCCAUAUGAAUUACCAUUUUUCCUUUUGGCAUUUUUUUAUUUCAUGAAAGCAAAGCCCAAGACUUACAGACAAACACUACGAUUUCAAAGAAUCAUGAGAUAGACUGUUGAGGAGUGCUGAUUCUUCCAGGCAAAUUAGCAGUCUUUCGGGAUUCCAAGCAGGCUUUGUAGCUUUCUCCUGGGGAACUAAAAAAGACUAGCUGAUUUCAUGUAUAGGCAGCACAUUAAAUUAAAUGAGUUGCAUUUUAUUUUAUGAACAUGGAACAUACGGUUCUAUAUUCUAUUAAUUUUGGUGUUAAUCCAUGCAGCAGCAACAACGUAUGCAAUCAGGGUUCGAACAGAUUUUUUAGCUUUAUACCAAAAGAGGAGGUCAUUUAGCUAAUUUCAUGUGUAGGGAAGUAUGAUCUAUAUGAGACGUGUUGUAUAUUUCAUGUGUAGGCGGUAUGCUUCAUGUUGUCAUUUAGCUAAUUUUAUGUUUAGGCAGCAUGUUUGAACUAUAUGAAAUGUGUUGUAAUUUAUAAAUACAGAGGGCACAUUUGUAUAUUCGGUUAAUUUUGGUGUUGGUCCAUGCAAUAGAAACGUGCUUAAGUGUUGUCGCAUACGCUAAAAGUUUACAAUACUUAGUGCGCCGCUUUCUCUAGCCAUGCUUGUAGACAAUGUACUGAUCAUCUAUCCAUUUACAAGGAAAGAUCUUUAUAAUUUGCUCA
Elaeis guineensis (African oil palm) is the source of this 3964-nucleotide messenger RNA. RefSeq names its product BTB/POZ domain-containing protein At1g04390. NCBI's taxonomy places the organism in Eukaryota, Viridiplantae, Streptophyta, Magnoliopsida, Arecales, Arecaceae. The record is from RefSeq and is a predicted model, not a curated record. Gene Ontology annotation, molecular function: protein binding.